Molecule: messenger RNA, 2237 nt
Organism: Pistacia vera
Lineage: Eukaryota; Viridiplantae; Streptophyta; Magnoliopsida; Sapindales; Anacardiaceae
Product: primary amine oxidase-like
Exons: 5
Coding region: 81-2237 (718 amino acids)
Biological process (GO): amine metabolic process
Molecular function (GO): primary methylamine oxidase activity; copper ion binding; quinone binding
Source: RefSeq, a predicted model, not a curated record
UAUUGUUUAUUGUGGAAAUUUUUUACUGUCUAAUAUUUAUACCCCUCCUACUCUUCCAUAUCCCAAUACAAUUAGCAGCCAUGGAGAAAUCUUCAAUUCUUCGUUUCACCUUCAUCUUUGCUAUAAUCUUUUUCCUUUUUGCUUGUUCAUUUUACCCUUCAAGCAAAUCAGAAUUCCUUGGUUCUUCACCUUGCUUCCCAUGGUGCACCUCCAAGAACCGGAUUUACUCCAACUUCGACUCAAUUUUAGAGAACCCUGUUCACAAUGGCACUCACCACCAUCACAGUACUCCUCUCCACCCACUAGAUCCACUUUCAGUAAAGGAAAUCAAUAAGGUCCGAACCAUCCUGUCAUCCUAUGCACACUUUGCCUCUUCCUUCCCAACCAUUCACUCUUUAGUCCUUGAUGAACCUAAUAAGACUCAAGUCUUGGCCUGGAACAAAGGCGACCCCCUUCCUCCAAGAAGAGCUUUCGGAAUUGUGUUACUAAACGGACAAUCUCAUAUGCUCACAGUAGACUUAAAUUUGGGUCAAGUCAUUAACCACGCAAUCAAUUCGGGCUCCGGUUACCCAGCACUGACCAUGGAUGACAUUUCAUCGGCAUUGAAAGUAACACUAGCCGACGCUGAGUUCAAUAAAUCAAUCAUAUCAAGAGGUAUUAAAUUAUCUGAUGUGAUUUGCUUACCGCCAUCAGCGGGCUGGUAUGGGCCAAAUGAAGAAAACAGGAGAGUUAUAAAGGUUCAAUGCUUUUCAAGCGAAGGUACACCCAACUUUUACAUGAGACCCAUUGAAGGGCUGACUGUAACAGUGGACCUCGACCAGAAAAAGAUUGUGAAAUUUUCCAACACAGGAAGAGGUAUCCCAAUUCCAAAAAGUAGUAAUACAGAUUAUAGAUACACGGCCCAAGUGAAGCCACCAGAACUGAAGCCACUAAAUCCAAUAUCCAUGGAGCAGCCUAAAGGGCCUAGUUUUAUAGUAGAAGAUGGGCACGUGGUGAAAUGGUCGAACUGGGUAUUCCACCUGAAAGCUGACCAACGAGCGGGGAUGGUGAUUUCACGAGCCACGGUUCAAGACUCAGAGAGUGGUGAGCUAAGAAGUGUGAUGUACAAGGGGUUUUCUUCGGAAUUAUUUGUGCCUUACAUGGACCCUGAUGAGCAUUGGUACUUUAAGACAUAUUUGGAUGGUGGUGAAUAUGGUUUAGGGGCAACUUCAUUAUCACUUGUGCCAUUAAAUGAUUGUCCUAGAUACUCUUACUACAUGGAUGGGGUCUUUGUGACAUCCGAUGGUAAGCCAUUUGUUCAGUCUAAUAUUAUUUGCCUGUUCGAGCGUUAUUCUGGCGACAUCAGUUGGCGGCAUUCUGAGAUCCCAAUAAAUGGUUUCCAGAUAAAGGAAGCCAGACCAAAGUUGACGCUUGUGGCGCGGAUGACAGCAUCAGUCGGAAACUACGACUACAUAUUUGAUUGGGAAUUUCAAACCGACGGUUUGAUUCGCAUCAAGGUGGGACUCUCGGGGAUGUUGAUGGUGAAAGGGACUCCACAUGAAAAUAUAAAUCAGGGUUUUGACGAAGAUGACAUAUCGGGUCCCUUAGUUUCUGAAAAUGCUAUCGGUGUUGUCCAUGAUCACUUUAUUACCUUCCACUUGGACAUGGACAUUGAUGGGGUUAAUAAUUCGUUUGUUGAGGUUAAUCUUGUGAAAAAAAAGACUUCGAAAGGUGAAUCGCCAAGGAAGAGUUACUUAAAAGUUAAGCGGCGCAUAGCUAAAACAGAAAAGGAUGCUCAAAUUAAGCUCAAGCUCUAUGAUCCAUCAGAAUUUCAUGUAAUUAAUCCUUCAAGUCGCUCUAGGUUGGGAAACCCGGCAGGGUAUAAAGUUGUCCCAGGAGCAAACGCCGCCAGUUUGCUUGCUCAUGAUGAUCCUCCACAGCUACGAGGUGCUUUCACUAACAAUCAGAUAUGGACGACCCCGUAUAAUCGAACUGAACAAUGGGCUGGUGGACUUUUCGUGUACCAGAGCAAAGGAGAUGACACACUUGCAGUUUGGUCCGAAAGGAGGAGGAAUUUUUCUGUUAUUGCCUUGUCCAAUCUAUCAAACUUUGCUUCAAAAUGCAAUGCUACUCUCUCAAAUAUCUCAUCAGCCAGUCGUGGAGGCAUCGAACUAGACCCAGGCUCCAUUCUUAUCCUCUUUUCAGUGUCCAAAGGGUCUUCACUUGAUGAUUCAGUUGUAUCCUCAUCUCUUAAUUGA